Molecule: messenger RNA, 1332 nt
Organism: Ostertagia ostertagi
Lineage: Eukaryota; Metazoa; Nematoda; Chromadorea; Rhabditida; Trichostrongylidae
Source: the annotation of a GenBank genome assembly
AUGUAUGGUGCCGCACUCUUCCGUUUCCGCGAGAAAGACUUUAUGGAAUCGGUGCACUAUGGAGGUAUUUCCCCUGCAUGGCCGCUUCAGUACAAUGUGCUUGCGCCCUAUUACAGCGAAGCUGAGCAACUUUACCACGUGCACGGCAAACACGGUAUCGAUCCCACAGAACCCGCCACCCUUGAUAUAUACCCUCAUCCGCCGCUGGCAUACGAGCCAAUGGUAGCUGAUUUAGCAAUGAAAUUGCAGCAGAUAGGGUUACAGCCAUUCCCAUUACCCAUGGGCGUGCAACUACCCCAGGACUACAGUGCUAUAGAAACCCCGGUGGUCCUUGAAAACUUUGACGGUUUCCCUGAUCCAACUGAAAGCAAAGCCGAUGCACAAUCAGUUGCAUUGCGGCCGGCACUUGCCAAUAAAAACGUUACGAUGCUUACCCAUGCCUAUGUUGAAAAGCUGGAGACCAGUGCCGACGGCAGAACGAUUGAGAAAGUAACAGCACUGGUGAAAGGCGAACGGAUGUCAUUUACUUCAAAUCUGGUUAUUGUCGCCUGCGGUGCGGUGAACAGCGCUGCAUUGAUGUUGCGGAGCGCCAACAAAAUGCACCCUCAUGGUCUGGCCAAUUCCAGCGGCCAGGUAGGGCGGAAUUUAAUGCUGCACCACAACGGGUGCCUUGUUGCAUUUACAAAGAAAAAAAAUGAUUGUGUCUUCCAGAAAAGUCUGGGCCUGGCUGAUUUUUAUUUUGGCGCUCCUGACAGCCCGUACCCGUUGGGAGAAAUACAGUUGAUGGGAAGAAAUGACGCUGACACCAUUGUUUGGCUGGCAGAGAAAAUUGCCCCCGGAAAAACAUAUGAGGAGUUGAAAAAAAUGACUAUUGACUUCUGGUUGACAGCAGAAGAUUUACCCGCAACAGACAACCGGGUUACAUUACGCGAAGACGGGAGCAUCAAAGUAAAUUAUACCAGGACGAAUUACACUGCCUACGAAAAAUUAAAAGAAAAACUAAAGCAGAUUUUUACACAGUUGGGUGAACUGGAUCCAGAUUACAGGGAUGUUCAAUGGGCUGGCUACGAUUUGGACAUAAGCGGCAUGAGCCAUCAGAAUGGUACCCUCAGAUUUGGUACAGACCCCAAAACCUCGGUGCUUGACAUUAAUUGCAAGGCACACGAUAUCGACAAUUUAUACGUAACGGAUGCAAGUUUCUUUCCAAGUUGCGGCGCUUUCAACCCCGCACUUACCAUUGCUGCCAAUGCGUUAAGGGUCAGUGAACAUAUAAUUAAACAUAUUUUAUCACCGAAACCGCUGCAGCAGAAUUUAUCCCCUGUUACCAGUUAA